AUGAUUACGCCUGUGAGACGAAGCCUCGCGAUAGCUGCCCGCAGGGGUUGUCGCGUGGCCCUGCUUACCCCAAGAAUUCCGAGAACUGCCCCUCCAGGGGUACGCAUCGCAUCAUACAGCACGACCCCUCGCCUAUACCAAGAUGGCUUUUCCACACAACGGGAAAGCGUCGGGGCCGCAGCGCCGUUCCUCUCUUCACUAAACACCGUUGUCGAGAACCCACAAACCCGGACAGAGAAGAUCGUUCAGCGGUACUCUGUCGGGCUUCCGUCUGGGAAGAAGGUGAAGGCGGGCGACUAUGUAACAUUGCGACCUCACCAUGUCAUGUCGCAUGACAACAGCUGGCCGAUAGCCAUGAAGUUCAUGUCGAUUGGGGCGACCAAGAUCCAUGACAACCGCCAGGUCGUCAUGACGCUCGACCACGACGUACAGAAUAAGAGCGAGUCAAACCUCAAGAAGUACCGUCAAAUCGAGGAGUUUGCGCGGCAACAGGGCGUGGAUUUUUACCCAGCGGGGCGGGGCAUUGGUCACCAGAUUAUGGUUGAGGAGGGAUAUGCCUGGCCGGGAACCGUCACGGUUGCUUCUGAUUCCCAUGCCAACAUGUAUAAUGGUAUUGGCUGCCUCGGCACGCCAAUUGUGCGCACCGAUGCGGCAGCAGUUUGGAGCACUGGGAAGACAUGGUGGCAAAUCCCCCCAAUUGCCAAAGUGACCUUCACGGGUAUCCUCCCCCCAGGAGUCACUGGCAAGGACGUGAUUGUUGCGCUUUGCGGCCUGUUCAACAACGACGACGUCCUGAACCACGCUAUUGAGUUCACCGGCUCGGAACAGACCAUGCACAGUAUCCCCAUCGACGACCGUCUAGCCAUCGCCAACAUGACGACCGAAUGGGGCGCCCUCAGCGGUCUCUUCCCGAUCGACGAGAUGCUGCUGUCCUGGCUCCGAGCCAAGGCCACGGCUUCGGCGGUGCUCAACCCUGACCUCGGCGCGAAGGGGAGGUUCACACACGCAAAGAUCGAUGAACUUAUCAGCAAUCCGAUUACGGCGGAUCCCGGUGCGACCUACGCCAAGUCCCUGUACCUCAACCUGUCUACGCUUGCGCCCUUCGUUGCCGGACCCAACUCCGUCAAGAUCGCUACACCCCUGAACAAGCUCGAGGCGCAAGACAUCAAGAUUAACAAGGCCUACCUUGUCUCGUGCACCAACUCGCGCGCGUCGGACAUCGCUGCUGCUGCCAAGGUCUUCAAAGAUGCCGCGAAGGACGGUGUGAUCCCGAAGGCGGCUGACGGUGUCAAGUUCUACAUUGCAGCUGCUUCGAUCUUGGAACAACAGGCGGCUGAGGAGGCCGGAGACUGGCAGGUCCUGCUCCAGGCGGGGGCUGUGCCUUUACCGUCAGGUUGUGGCCCUUGUAUCGGUUUGGGCACCGGUCUUCUCGAGCCAGGCGAGGUCGGCAUCAGCGCCAGCAACCGCAACUUCAAGGGCCGCAUGGGAUCCACCGAGGCGAAGGCGUACCUCGCCAGCCCUGAGGUCGUCGCGGCCAGCGCGCUGCAGGGUAAGAUUGCCGGGCCGGGCUGGUACCAGAAACCGGAAGGCGUCGAGAAGGUAAUCAUUGGCGAAGGUAACGGUGAUCACGUCCAGGACAAGGCGAUCAGCAUCGAGGAAGCCCUCGACAAAAUCAUCGCCCAGGCCGAAGGCAUGAUUGCUACGGCUGAGAAGGAUCUCGGUGGUGCGAGUCCCGAGAACACCGAGGGUACUACUGCUGCUGCGGAAGAAGACGCCCUCACCGAGAUCCUGCCAGGCUUCCCGGAGAAGGUCGAAGGCGAGAUCGUCUUCUGCGACGCCGACAACAUCAACACCGACGGCAUCUACCCAGGCAAGUAUACCUACCAAGACAACGUUUCGGUCGAGAAGAUGGCCGAGGUGUGCAUGGAGAACUACGACAAGUCUUUCGGCUCCGUCGCCCGCGCCGGCGACAUCCUCGUGGCCGGCUUCAACUUUGGCUGCGGCAGCUCCCGCGAACAGGCCGCCACGGCCAUCCUCGCCAAGAAGAUCCCGCUUGUGGUCGCCGGCAGCUUUGGCAACAUCUUCAGCCGCAACAGUAUCAACAACGCUUUGAUGGGCGUUGAGGUGCCACGGCUGGUUAAGAGGCUGCGGGAGACGUUUGGUGGGGCUGCUGGUGGCGAAGAAGGCAAGGCGCUAACGAGGAGGACAGGGUGGAAGUUUGUGUGGGAUGUGAAGCGCAGCAAGGUGGUUGUGACGGAGGGCGAGGGCGGCGAGACGUGGAGUCAGAAGGUGGGCGAGUUGCCGCCAAACGUGCAGGAGAUAAUCGCCAAGGGGGGGCUGGAGAAUUGGGUGAAGAGUCAACUUCAGGCAUAG
Molecule: messenger RNA, 2373 nt
Organism: Dichotomopilus funicola
Lineage: Eukaryota; Fungi; Ascomycota; Sordariomycetes; Sordariales; Chaetomiaceae
Exons: 4
Coding region: 1-2373 (790 amino acids)
Biological process (GO): L-lysine biosynthetic process
Molecular function (GO): 4 iron, 4 sulfur cluster binding; homoaconitate hydratase activity
Source: RefSeq, a predicted model, not a curated record